AUGUACCGGUGGGUGAGAAUCGCUAUCGUGGGGAAAUAUACAGAUCUCUCAGAUGCCUAUCUCUCUGUCUUGAAGGCCCUCUUCCAUGCUUCUGUGGUUAUCCGGAAAAAGCUUGUAGUUGAUAUGGUUCCAUCUUGUGAUCUCGAAAAUACCACCAAGAAAGAGGAUUCACGCGCAUAUGAGGCUGCUUGGAAGUUACUUAAGGACGCAAAUGGAGUUCUUCUCCCUGGAGGGUUUGGUGAUAGGGGAAUGGAGGGGAUGAUUCUUGCAGCAAAAUACUCCCGAGAAAACAAUAUCCCUUUCCUCGGUAUCUGUCUUGGAAUGCAGAUCGCUGUCAUCGAGUUUGCACGCUCAGUUCUCUGCUUGCCUGAUGCAAAUAGCACAGAGUUUGAAUCUGAAACCAAACAUCCAUGUAUCAUAUUCAUGCCUGAGGGCUCCACGACUCAUAUGGGAGGCACAAUGCGAUUAGGCUCGAGGAGAGCCUAUUUUCAUGUCAAGGACAGCAAAUCUGCAAGACUAUAUGAGAACAAAGACUUUGUCGAUGAGAGGCAUCGCCAUAGAUACGAGGUAUGGUGA
Molecule: messenger RNA, 576 nt
Organism: Camelina sativa (false flax)
Lineage: Eukaryota; Viridiplantae; Streptophyta; Magnoliopsida; Brassicales; Brassicaceae
Source: RefSeq, a predicted model, not a curated record